UUGUUGUGUAAACACUGCAAAGAAACAAAAUAAUUAAAACGGAUCAAGUAAAGACAGUUUUGAGUAGAUUCAGACGAGUUUUUGCAAAUUAUUUACACUGUAUCGUUGUAUCGUUGUGAAAUAAAUUAGCUGCUACUUAUUGAAUGAACGGAAUGCUGUAUAUGUAAAAUUGGUAUCAGGACAAAAAUGUUGUUGUGCGGUACUCUACAGUAUGUAUAGACAACUUCCGAUGAUUUGAAGUGUUCUAUUGUGGAAUCUAGACCGUCAUAUGUUAUCUCGCCAAUUGUGCUUGAUGCGAUAGGAGUGGUGUACAAAUUGUGUAUAUUCAAACAACGUCGAACCGCCAAGAACUUUUCCGAAUCUCGUUCGUAAAUUGAGAUCACUUUGAAUGGCCGGGUCUGUCCUUCUUUCUUCAAUGCAACGAAGGAGUCCUUCUCGUCGCAUUUUAUUUCCAUCUUGUUGAAAUUGGAAACGGUAAACGAUUCGGGAUUAUACAUUUCCUCCUCCUCGAUUCUAUUACGCAUUUGCUGUAGCGGAUUAAUCGCAUUUCCCAAAUAUCCUUUGAGCUUUUGAAUAAAAUUUUCAAACUUAUAGCAAGAAAAGGAAUCCAACGGACCGUAACGUCUGGAAUAGUACGUAAUAUGCAGCAAGACGUGUAUUACGUAGGUAAUGGAAUCUUCACCGUAGAUUGAUGGGUACUGCUCAACAUAUUUGUGAAGAAGUUGUUCGGCAGUGUCAAUGUUGUGUUUGGUCAAACUUUCGGUAGCAAGCAGUCGUACCGCAACAUGCAAAAGCAGCCAAUGAUCAUGUAUAUGAUCAGCAAUACACCCUUUAAAAACACUAUACCACCGUACAUCAAAAAUUGUCUAAGCUCUGUUGCUUUGAAAUGUUGCAAGUCUUUGAGCGAUCGGAUGUCUCGUGCAAAGUCAGACGGUCGAAAACGGCCAAAAGCAAGAAUGCGCUCGGACAAUUUGUCAAUAUCUAUCACGAGGCUUGGAAUGUUCUGCGCCUUAACCAAAAAUUCCAAUCCUUUUAAAACUGCGCCCAAAUCAAUAAUAUGCAUUGGAUCCAGUGGAAAUUGGGAUAUCAUCCUGAAUCCCAGAUUUUCCAGAACCGAACGUUUCGAUCCAAAUUCUGGUUUAUGAUGCUCGGGGUGUAAUCUGUCUCUAAAGGUUUCAUCGGUUCGUUGGCUGAAACCGAUAUGGUUCGAAUAGACAACUUUUCCUUUCCACUGAUCCUCAGGUUCACUUUGCACAUUUUUUUGUCCGCCGAUCUUCUCGGUAAAUUUACAAAAAGGGCAUCCCAAUUAGCCAAAUUCUUCCACCGGAAUUCCUUAGGACAAAAAAAUCGGCACCUUCAAAAUCGGAUUUGCUUUACUUAUCGGAAUUGCAAAAAGUAAUAAGUCGGUUCCUAAAAGGAAAAGCAAAAGGAUGUCAAUAGGACUUUCCACCUAUUUACGAUUUUUGAUAUAUGCCGUCAUUUUGAGAAUAGAGUUUACUUUUUGUGUUCAGUUGAGUAAGAGCUCUCGCUAGAAAUGAACAACAAUAAUUCAAGAAAACGUAAAAUUGAUGAAACUGACAACGAAAGGUAUUUUAUUCCCACAGGAAUGGAAUUCCUAAGAAGUCUAAUUGGAAGCUAUCAAGCGAGAUUGCGUCAUGGGCCAACAAUUUUAAAAUCAAAGCAGAUGGGCUCACGGCACUCCUGAAAAUACUACGUCCGUAUGACUUCCCAGACUUAGAGUCAGACUCCCGCUCGCUGAUGCACACUCCACGCGAUACGGCUAAAUUAAUUCGAAAAGUGGAUCCAGGGCAUUACAUUCACAUCGGAAUUGCAGAAGGUGUUGAAUUUACAUUGAAACAAAACCUUCUAGACGCAAGUGAAUUAGAAAUCAUCGUGAUUGAUUACGAUACGGAUGGCGUCGAAAUGACAGACAGCACUGAUAAUGUGUUUUGGCCUAUUUGGUGUAAAAUUAGAACUCCUUGCAUCGGAAGACCGUUUCUUGUCGGGAUUUACUACAGUUCUACUGGUCAACCGAAAGAUUUCAACUGUUUCACGAGUGAUUUUGUUUCUGAGCUGAAAACGCUAAAAGAGCAAGGCUUAAAAAUUGGCUACAACCACGUCGUUGCAAUUCGCCCGGGAAGAUUUCUCGGUGAUGCUCCAGGUCGAUGCGACAUGCUAGGCAUAAAAUAUCCAACUGGCUACUACGGAUGUGGACGAUGCACUGUAACCGGCGUUCACAAAAAUAAUCGGGUCUGCUUCACUGACUUGGAUGCUCCACUGAGAACGGAUGAAAAUUUUGAGGACAGAAUACAACCAGAGCACCACCAUUUUCAGUCGCUGGUCGAGGAACACUUAGGGUUACGUUGUAUAACUCAAUCACCUCUCGAUGCAAUGCAUUUAGUGUACGGUUGUGCGGUAAGACGACUACUCUUUUGGUAUAAUGUUGAUACUGCUAAUUAUAAACUUCGGUUGUCCUCUGCUCAAAUUGAUGAAGUGAAUAACGUAUUAAACAUUGCUGUCUUAACAAAACCAACUGAAUUCGCUCGACCAGUCAAAGAUAUCCGAAAGUACAAAAGAUUUAAAUGUACUCAAUUGAGACAGUUCCUCUUGUAUCUUUGUAUCGUUGCGAUGAAAAAAGUCUUACCAAAAUUUCAGUACGAGCAUUUGUUGCUAUUUGUAAUUGGAACCCGAAUUUUGAGCCACGAAAGACAUUUCAAAGAAAACAAGGCAUCAGAACAGUCGGAGCGUUUGCUGCCACUUAGCCCCGUACAACCCCAUUCACAACUUAAUUCACUUAGCUGA
Messenger RNA from Bradysia coprophila, 2802 nucleotides. RefSeq lists its product as uncharacterized. The record is from RefSeq and is a predicted model, not a curated record. Lineage: Eukaryota; Metazoa; Arthropoda; Insecta; Diptera; Sciaridae.